AAAAAUGGUACACCACCGUAUCAAUUACGCUGCUUGGUUAACAUUGGGUCAAAAAUACUGACAACAAAUUAACGCCGUCAGUUGAGAAGCUGCCACUCGUCUAUCCGUGCGCUGUCGUGUAAACAUUGUGACAACCAGGUCUCGUUGAAUUGAUAGCAUUUGUACACAGUUUUUUACAAGCACGACGGACAUUGUAGUGGUCAUGAAAGAUCAGGUUGGAUUAUAUAAUAAAGAAAUGGGUUCUCAAGAAACGAUAACAACUUCGGACGAGAAGGUUUCGGGAAACCAGGAUGGCCAUUCGGUUGCUAACCAAGAGAGGGUAAGCGAAGAAGAUAAAGAGUCUGAAAACUCCAAAGAGGACGAGCAAACAGGAAAGUGCGAAAGCAAAGGGGGAGAAGAGAAAAAGUUUGAGAAGCCGCCAUUUUCGUACAAUGCUUUAAUAAUGAUGGCUAUUCGCGGGUCACCGGAGAAAAGACUGACUCUGAGUGGUAUAUACGAUUUCAUUAUGAAGAAUUUUCCGUACUAUCGUAAUAACAAGCAAGGUUGGCAGAACUCCAUCAGACACAACCUCUCCCUCAACAAAUGUUUCGUGAAAAUCCCUCGCCACUACGACGAUCCUGGUAAAGGCAAUUACUGGAUGUUAGAUCCUAGUGCAGACGAUGUGGUCAUCGGUGGUACGACAGGGAAGCUUAAACGACGAAAUCCUCCAUCGUCCAGAAACCGUAUAGCGCUAAAACGGCAACAGAGAAUCUCUCCAAUUCCAAGGUAUCCUUUGGACCCAUCUCAAGCUGGUUUCUGUUCAAGUUUCUGGCCCUAUCCACCAUCCAUAUUCUCAGCGUCUUUGUCUCCGCAUAUGAGAAGAAACGACCUAUUGGGAAUGUCCUGUACAAUGAACUGUAAUUCGUCCCUCCCUCAUCCAACGCCAGUUCUUCCACACCCAUCUCCUAGCAUCCGAUGCCUUUUUUCUUCAUCACCAGAGAUGAGCCUUCCAAGCCGCUGCCACGGGUUUGGCGUUCUACCACCGUCUUUCCCUCAAAGUGGCCAUUUCCCCGUCAGCCAUGCACGUCCCACAAUGGAACCACAGUGGCCGAGUUCAAGACCUUCUUCCCCAUUUUCAGCAGACAGGUUCAUGACAAAUAGUGACUCUGUUUUCCCGUCUGCGUUCAGCACAGUACCUAAAAUACCAUUUGGUUCUCCUGCAUUACGACCUACCUUCUCUUUCUUAAAAGAAAACGCUUCUCCCGCUUCGCGCACCACUUUCCUGUCCGAGUGCAAAUAAACGUUUAAAUUGGACGUUGAUAUAAAUCUUGAUUUAAAAGAAAAGACAGAAUAGAAAUUAAACCGAGGAGCGAAAACAAAGCACCCAAGAAACUGUGAUAUAUUUGCGGUUGUACGACAAGAAAUAGCCAGCUGAAAUGAUGUUUAUUUACAGUGAUUCGUCGCUAAUUCGCAUUAUUACUAAAGCCACUUUGUUCAAUAUUUUCGUUAAUUGUCUAAAACGUACUGUUUGGGACUAGCAGGUCAAAAAAAAUCUAGUGAAAGUUAAUUUCAAAGUCACCGUUUUAAACAUUAAUGAGACAAGUAAAGUCAAUAACUAAAUCGUGUAAAUUUGUAAAUUUUGCUAGUACGUUGACACCUCAAUCCGUGAAUGUGAGCAAAUACCAGAUAAAUAUUUAUGGCUGAAA
Pocillopora verrucosa is the source of this 1685-nucleotide messenger RNA. RefSeq names its product forkhead box protein fkh-2-like. Gene Ontology annotation, cellular component: nucleus. The record is from RefSeq and is a predicted model, not a curated record. Gene Ontology annotation, biological process: regulation of transcription by RNA polymerase II. Gene Ontology annotation, molecular function: sequence-specific double-stranded DNA binding; DNA-binding transcription factor activity. Lineage: Eukaryota; Metazoa; Cnidaria; Anthozoa; Scleractinia; Pocilloporidae.